CAAAAACCGAGAAGUGGGAUGGAUCGAGAGCCUUGGCGUUGGAGAGCAUAUAACCGUAUUUUAAACCGAUACAUCAAUUAGUAAGAGAAGGCAUUGUAUCGGAAUAGUUUAUCGGAAUUGGACCCACUGCUUACCUGGAUUUUAGUCGUCGACAAUGUAUUUUAAUUGUGCAUUCAUGCAAAGCAUACACUGCAGUUUGUAAUCAUCGGAAUCCGCUUGCGUGACACGUUUAUUGUCGAAGAAAUUGGAUCUUAUUCUAAUUUAAACAAUUUGACAAACUAAUGUAGAAAAAUACAAAAAUAAAAUGUGUGUGUUAGGCCAAUACACAAUGUAAGAAAAUCAUAUGUUUGAUUGAAUGUAUUGGAGGUUUCGCUUGGGAUAAUUGCCUGCUAAAUGCAAAGGAGUACGGUUCAGUUUAGCGUCGGACAUCGGAGUAGAUGUUUAUAUGGACCUUUCUCGCAAUGGAUUUGGUCUUACAUGGGGAAAUUAUGCUAUUAUUGAGUGUAUAGCUGUAGCAGUAGGGCUACUGUUUGUCAGAAGUCUUCUGCCACCUUAAAAUCCCAAAUGAAGAUUCCAAAAAGACGGAAAAGACUAACGUGCCGUCUCUGCGCCAGAUAAAUGGCUCAUUUAAGUUGGGAGCUGCCCGCGUUCUGUCGGGCUGGCAGAUUCAGUGCCUAGUGCCAGGCCUCCAGGACCACGCCAACAUGAAUGGGGCUGGGGAGACGGCAGACAUACUGCCGCCUAACUGCAUGGUCAAGGACCGAUGGAAAGUGCUGAAGAAAAUUGGAGGGGGAGGUUUUGGGGAGAUCUACGAAGCUCUGGACCUGUUGACUCGGGAGAACGUGGCAUUGAAGGUGGAGUCGGCCCAGCAGCCCAAACAGGUCCUGAAGAUGGAGGUGGCAGUCCUGAAGAAAUUGCAGGGUAAAAACCAUGUUUGCAAGUUUAUUGGCUGCGGGAGAAAUGACAAAUUCAACUACGUGGUCAUGCAACUUCAGCAGGGACGCAAUUUGGCAGACUUGCGGAGGAGCCAGCCUCGGGGGACUUUCACCAUGAGCACCACACUCCGCCUGGGGAAACAGAUCCUGGAGUCUAUAGAGGCCAUCCACUCUGUUGGCUUCUUGCAUAGAGAUAUCAAACCGUCAAACUUCGCCAUGGGAAGGCUGCCUUCAACCUUAAGGAAGUGUUACAUGUUAGACUUCGGCCUCGCGCGGCAGUACACCAAUACCACUGGAGAAGUCCGCCCUCCGAGAACUGUUGCAGGUUUUCGAGGAACUGUCCGAUAUGCCUCAGUCAACGCACAUAAAAACAAAGAAAUGGGCCGCCAUGAUGACCUAUGGUCUUUAUUUUACAUGUUGGUGGAAUUUGCAGUUGGACAGCUACCAUGGCGAAAAAUCAAGGACAAGGAGCAAGUUGGGCAGAUUAAAGAGCGAUAUGACCAUAGGAUGUUGCUGAAACACAUGCCGUCAGAGUUUCAUAUCUUCCUCGACCAUGUAUUGGGCCUGGACUACUACACCAAGCCGGAUUAUCAGCUGCUGAUGUCGGUGUUUGACAACAGCAUGAAGGAGCGCAUCAUCACGGAAAAUGAGCCGUUUGAUUGGGAGAAAGGAGGGACAGACUCCACACAGUCAACAAGCGCCUCCACCCAACCACAGCACAACACACGGCCCACCGUCGCCAUGGUGGGAGCCCUAAACACCCCGGUGCCCAGAGACCUCCAGAGAGAGAACACGGAGAACGUGCUCCAGGACGAGCACCUCAGCGACCAGGAGAACGCCCCUCCGGCCCUGCCUCCCAGUGGGAGCCGCCAGGGGGACGAGGGCGGUGGCCAGACGCCCGCAAAGGGCGAGGGAUGGGAGGACACAGACUUCAACCGCAACAAACUCAGGAUCAGCCUGGGCAAGGGGGCCCAGGAGGGGGAUGAACCCAGCAGAGGGGCCUGUCCCAUGUCGCUGUGCCGGGCAGGAGGGGCCCCAGAGUCCCCCAGUGGCCAGGUGCGCUCCCUCCGGUACCGCCGCAUCAACAGCCCAGAGUCAGACCGCAUGUCGGCUGCUGAUGGGAGGGCCGUCGACGGCUAUGGCCAAAGUAUCAGGUCCCGCAUGGACAUCCUGGGCUCGCCCUCGCGCCACAUGUACUCGUCCCAACCAGCCAUGAUGCUGUCUGUGGACGACGGCCUGCAGCGCGGGCGGCACGGCGAGGGCUCGGUGGCGUCCGUGGACCAGGAAGCCCACAGCAAUGCCUUUAUCAGAUCGGUGCCGCUAGCCGAGGAGGAAGACUUUGAUAGCAAGGAGUGGGUGAUCAUUGACAAGGAGACGGAGCUGAGGGACUUCCAGCCCACCACGUCGGGCACCACCGAUGAGGAGCCUGAGGAGCUGAGGCCCCUGGAGGAGGGAGAGGAGAGGAGGAAGCUGCGGGGAGGAGGGGCGGAGAUGGUGGUGCGGCCCAAGACGACCCACACAACCAACAGCAGCCGGGGCAUGCUCACGCUCACCGAGGAGGAAGCCUCCAGACGAAGUGGGGGAAGCCCCGCCAUGUCGCCCUGUCAUUCACUCCCGUCAGGCCGUCCUGUCGGACCCCAAAGACCGAUGAUCAUGUCUCUGACUGAGCACACUGGCCUAUAUCAGCCCUGUCCAGACUUCAGGACCAAGGGCCAGAUGGAUGAGAAGGAGUAUUUCCACAUCCUUCCCCAACUCCAGGUCAAGAGGGCCGACUUCCUCACUGUCAUGCUGACCGGCACCCUUCCUCAGCGGCGAACCUUCCCAGCAGCUCUGUCGGCAGAGAACGAGGUCCAGGAGCCCCAGAGCCCGCGGGACGAUGAUGUGUCCAAGAGUGAGUCAAACAGCGAGGCCAGCCAAAAAAGCACAGAGCGGAGCCAGGAUGGGGCCCCUGACACCCUCAUGGCCGGCCCCCGGGAACCCGCCUCAGCCGCAGAUGCUGACCCUGACUUUGAGGACGGCUCCAAGACCCUGGUUCUGUUCUCGCCGGGGGAUACCCAGAAGUCUCCAUCCACUGGGGGAGAACACGUCCUGCUCGAGGUUGACUUCGGGACACCGUCUGCCUCUACCCCUAGGAACGAUAUGCCUCUGGUGGGUGCGGGCAGCCAGCCAGAGCUCUCCUUCACACUGAGGUCGGACUUGAGGCCAUCCACCCCUAUCGCCCCCGCAUCUCCCCCCUUCACCAAAGUUGAGCUCACCUUUGUCCACAUCUCCGAGACUUCCCACUUUAACAUCAUGUCUUCCAGAGGUCAAACCGCAAAGGAGAGCAGCGACCACUGCGACAUCUCAGCCGUUACCCAGGAGGCCUUACCAUGGGAAGGAGACACCCGUGAACAGACCGGACAUGUCGAAAAGGGUGAGGAAUCCCAGAGUCCUUCCAGAGAGCCCGAAGCCCAUUCUAUCCCAGACGUGACCCUGGAGAAUGGUGUCACGCGCACCAAACCGGACGACCGCCCACCGCUGGUCUUCGUCAAGUCGUUGGAGCCUGUCCCGGAAGCCAUGUCGCCCAUUCUGGAACACAAAACUCUCUCUGUAGAUUCCAACAAGGGUCCAUUGUCUACCGAAGGUAUUGCCAACGCUGAACUACCGCAUACCACCCUCAUGCGGAGGAUCAAAAGCCGCAUCCCGGUUCUACUGUCUGAAGAGGGCACAGGCUCGGAGCAUUCAGCCUCGCUCUCUGCCCGGGCGCAACUACAGAAGAGAGCCCGGAAACUGGACCUGGCACGCCUGGUGGUGCAGAAGCAGCAGGGCCGCUGGAUGAGGCUGCCCUCGGGGACAUCCUCCUCGCUGUCCUCCGGCGACGGGAGGGCCUCCGAGACGCUCUCCACUACCGGCUCGGAGGAAGACACCCAUGCCUCGGACGAGUCUCUGGCCAGGAGGAGGUCCUGUCUGAAGGCCAGGGCAGGGGCUGGAGGGGACCAGGGCCAGACGGACUGGCACAGCAGGAUCCCCAGGCCCGUCACCCCCAUCAAGAGGCCCUCAGGGUGGCUGCUGGCCUCCGUGUCCUCUCCUCUCGCUCUGCCAGGAUCGGGCAUUUGUAGAGAUGCAUCCACCUUUUGUAAUAGUCUCCAAGUUCAGAAAAUAGGACUAAGCACUCUCCCAACCCAGAGGCGGUCUAGACCUCUGCAGACCGGCUCCCCUUCUUCCUCCUGUCCAAGGCCCUGUCCUGUCCCCGCCCAGCCCUGCGGCAGCCCCCGAAUGCCCCUGCACUGCGUUUUCGUGACCCAACGCAGCUUAAGCACUUUCCACUGCAGGUCAGACAGCCCCUCCCCCCAGCGUCUCCAUCCAACUAGACAGUCCCUCUCUGUCCGGCCCACAACUGCCCCUCCCCUCCAGCCCAGGGCUAAUACUACUACUACUACUACCAGCAUAAAACGGGCCAACUCACAGGACACCUUUACCCAGGUGUCCACCGCUAUGCCUGCCAGAAUCCGAGCCAAAUCCACGGGCCCUGCCAAAGCGAAACAAAGCACAGGGGACAAGAUGGCUGCCGCGAGAUAGUAAACAGAUUCACUGGGAAGAAACGCAUAUGCUUCUCUGUUGUCCUUAGAAAGACUCAAUGCUUCAAAAAGCUCCAGCACGGACCUAAAUUAAGACUGACGCGGUUUCCCAUCUUUUUUUACCUACUUUGAUCCAAACCAUGUAUAGUGGGGCAAAAAAGUAUUUAGUCAGCCACCAAUUGUGCAAGUUCUCCCACUUAAAAAGAUGAGAGGCCUGUAAUUUUCAUCAUAGGUACACUUCAACUAUGACAGACAAAAUGAGGGGGAUAAGAAUCCAGAAGUUGUAAUCUUUCUCAACUCACAAGAUUCUCACACCGAUAUACUAAGUUAUCAUCGACAAUAUUCUGCUCACUUUAUAUUGCAUGGUAUAGAUAUCACAAACACUUUUGAUAAGUUGACUAAUGUUAAGGAAAUGUACGACACUCUCAAUCUUCUAAUGGUCUGACGCGAUAACCAAUUCUGAUAGGAUGCAAAGGCCAAAAUCAUUCCCAACUCUGGUCAGAUGUGUUAAAAGGUUGGAUUAUGGGUUAGAUUACUGCCAAUAUUAAGAGAACGCAGAAGUAAUAUUGCUGGCCUCCUUGUUAGUGUGUGACAAUGGGCAUGCUUUAUAUCAUUCAAUUUUUUGGGUGUUUGAUUAUAUUUAUGUUCAAAAGUGUAUAUAAUAUGAUAAUUUCUUGAAAAAUACAUUUUUAUUUUUUACCUUGCGAAAACAACCUGUAUAUUUUGUCUUUCCUCCUCUGAACAAUGUUGGCCUGUUUUUUGUUUGUUUUUUUACGCAUGAGAAAAAUAGCGUUAACUUUGAGUGAUAGAUACCUACCUUUUUAAUGUUCUGACAAUGACAUGUUUGGUGGAUCAUUGGAACCCAUGUUUUGUGUUUGUAUUGGGCAAAUGAAACCUACAGUUGCAGGGCACUGAGAUAAAGUUAAAUAAUGGUCAUGUGGAAUGACUAUCUCCGGUUUCAUUUCUACACUGUUUGCCAGAUCUAACCAUCACCCCUAGAAAGGACUACUUAUUGUUUUCAUCCUCUCCUUCUAAUCAGGGACUUUAUUCACCAGGUGACACCAGGUGAGUGCAAUAAAGUACCAGGUAGAAGAAAAGGUUUCGGCCCUCUAGGACUGGAACUGAACCAUCCUGGGCAACCUAGUAGGUCUGAAAGGUUCCGUAUCAGGGUGAAUUGACUCAGAGACACGUUUUUUUAAGUGUUUCCACAAUUAGGACAUUUUAUUUUGAAAAGGUAAAGUUACAGUACAGACGUGUACAAAAACGACAUGUGGUUGAAUACCAUACACAAGAUCAAAUGGUACAUUUCACACAGACACAUACGUUUCCUCACAGCAGUAAGUCCAGUCUCUUCCUAGUUUAGGGACAGGCAGCUUCUCUAAUUGUCUGUCUCCAAUCGUAAAGGCCAUGUGUGACAUUUUUUUAUAUUUUUUUCCAUAUCAGAAUAUUCUUGAGCAAGUACAUAACCCACAUUUGAAUAGUAUUAAAUUAAUUUUUGAUCCAUUCCAACAAGAAGCAAUAGAUUGAAAAUAAUACAAGUUAUGUACAUAGGAAUAUGUUCCUUCUGUAGCUCAGUUGGUAGAGCAUGGCGCUUGUAACGCCAGGGUAGUGGGUUCAAUCCCCGGGACCACCCAUACGUAGAAUGUAUGCACACAUGACUGUAAGUCGCUUUGGAUAAAAGCGUCUGCUAAAUGGCAUAUAUUAUUAUUAUUAUUUAAUUGCAAUGCAUUGCAGUGUAGUACUGUUCUGAGACUAAUGGUCUCUUGGAGUUGCCUUUUUAAAUUCUGUUAUAUAUGCACUGAAAGUUGAAACUAUGAGACCUGAGAGAUAUCAAGUAGAAGGGAGGCCUCCCUUUCUCCCUGCCCCACUUUUUGAGUUCUCCUAGUGAGUUCGGAAAAACUGAAAGUAUACAUCUUAGAAAUAGUUUUCACAUACAAAAUGUGUCUGAACUCAAAAUCAACAUGCUUCCCAAAAAUAACAUGGUCACUGUGGUUAUUUUGAUUGGCUAUUUUUCUGCAUUUAUCAAAGUCCCAUCAAGUAGCCUGAUUUUAAGUGUCCAAGUAAACAGGAUUAUUAGGGAAAUCAUUCUUCUGGCAAAGCAUGUAAACGUAUUAAUCAAACUAUUAUUCUGAGCGAAUGUAAACGUACCAAGUGAGAGCAGAGAGAGUUCAUGGGAUUAUUUACAUCAAUGAAAAUCUGAAUACCGGAAUAAAGGAUUUGCAAGACUGAAUGAACUAGGGAAAUAAUGUUGGGUUAGCUAAUAAACCAAAGAUACUGGAGAGUUGGCAAUAUUGUAUCUUGUAUCCUACAACGCAAGCUGGAUCUACUGAGGGUUUUCUGAAGCUGCACAUUCAGUUAGCUUCACAUUCCAGCUCAGGCUUGUAACUGCACGUGCAUGUAGCACAUGGCAAGACGAACGCCGAAUUCUUCGUUGAGACAAUGCUGAAACAUCAAUCCAUGGGAGAGUAAGUGCCACAUUUUCAUUUGGGUCGAAAUCAAAAGGAAAGAAAAGUUGUCUUGCAAAAUCAGCAGGCUAUGGUGACACAAAUACGCUUUUAGAAGUGCCGUCUUUAUUUUAUUACUUGUCGUUCAUGCUGUCUUGGUGUGCUUUGGUGUGCUAUUAUUAAGUCACACAAAAGUGUUACAUUGCGUGAAGUUGAAAAUCAAUUAUGUCAUUACUAAAUGUUCAAUAUGAUAUAUUUUAACAUUUAAAAAAAUGUACACCUUUGAUUAAUAAAAUAUUAAAUUAGUCGUCUUCCUCAAACGAAGGGGAUGAUGACGCAAACUUUGCAAGACGGAGGAAAUCUGAUUUGAUAGAUACAAACAGCGAGGCCUGGCAUGGUUUAAUUCAGGAUUGGUGGGUCCCCCACGGGACGGUUGAGCUAACGUAGGCUAAUGUGAUUAGCAUGAGGUUGUAAGUAACAAGAACAUUUCCCUUCCCAGGACAUAGACAUAUCUGAUAUUAGCAGAAAGCUUAAAUUCUUGUUAAUCUAACUGCACUGUCCAAUUUACAGUAGCUAUUACAUUGUUUGAGGAGAGUGCACAGUUAUUGUGCACAUAACUUAAAGUUAUUACUAAAUCAAUUAGGCACAUUUGGGCAGUCUUGAUACAAACAUUUUUACAGAAAUACAAUGGUUCAUUGGAUCAGUCUAAAACAUUUCACAUACACACUGCUGCCAUCUAGUGGCCAACAUCUAAAUUGCACCCGGGCUGGAAUAAUACAUUAUGACAUUUCUGUUGCAUUUCAAAGAUGAUGGUACAUUUUUUUUAUUGUAUUUUCCUUUACCAUAUCUAUUGUGUUAUAUUCUCCUACAUUAAUUUCACAUUUCCACAAACUUCAAAGUGUUUCCUUUCAAAUGGUAUCAAGAAUAUGCAUAUUCUUCCUUCAAUAAGUGAGCUACAGGCUGUUAGAUUUGGGUAUGUCAUUUUGGUCGAAAAUUGAAAAAAAGGGUCAGAUCCUUAAGAUGUUUUUAGCGUAACCAUGCUCCCGAGGAUGGGACAGCCAUAGGGUACUCCCGCUACUCCCCUGUAAUUAGCAUAACUUUGGCAUCAUCCUAAGCAAACUGCUGACCAUUUUUUGUAGUUUCAAUAAA
Oncorhynchus keta (chum salmon) is the source of this 8085-nucleotide messenger RNA. RefSeq names its product tau-tubulin kinase 1-like. The transcript has 16 exons. The coding region runs from base 705 to 4493 and encodes 1262 amino acids. The record is from RefSeq and is a predicted model, not a curated record. Gene Ontology annotation, biological process: peptidyl-serine phosphorylation; signal transduction; peptidyl-tyrosine phosphorylation. Lineage: Eukaryota; Metazoa; Chordata; Actinopteri; Salmoniformes; Salmonidae. Gene Ontology annotation, molecular function: protein serine/threonine kinase activity; ATP binding. Gene Ontology annotation, cellular component: nucleus; cytoplasm.